This is a messenger RNA of Mercurialis annua (annual mercury), 1107 nucleotides long. RefSeq lists its product as uncharacterized. Bases 1 to 1107 code for a protein of 368 amino acids. The record is from RefSeq and is a predicted model, not a curated record. Lineage: Eukaryota; Viridiplantae; Streptophyta; Magnoliopsida; Malpighiales; Euphorbiaceae. The transcript has 2 exons. Gene Ontology annotation, molecular function: nucleic acid binding; zinc ion binding.
AUGGAGAGCUCUCUAAGAAAGGAACCCAGGGAACCCUCACCGGAGGAUAGAACUACGAAGAAAGCCAAAUUUAGGGAGGAGGACGGUCAGGCUAGUGACCCGUCGGCCAUGACCUUUAGGGAUAAAGUGGUGCAAUCUGAUAAAGAUAGAGAAGAAAAGCUUGCUGGAGACUUGGAGGAUUUUAAGGUUAAAACAGAUGAUGUGACAGUUUAUGAGAAUAAGAGCAUGCCAUCCAUCUCCUUUUUGAGUAGAGUUCAAGAAGAAUUAUCUAAACGAUGGAAGACCACUGUCAUAAUAAAAUUAUUGGAUAGACCUAUAGAAGUGGCGGGGAUGUGGAAGUUGUACUCACAGGCGGCCCAUGGGUUAUUUUGGGGCAUUAUUUAUCAGUACAAGCUUGGAAUACAGACUUUGAUUGUCUUACACACAAUAUACAAAAGAUUCAAGCUUGGAUCAGACUGCCGGGAAUGCCUCUUCACUAUUACAAUAAAAAAAGUCCUUCGUUACAUCGGAGCUAUGGUGGGGAGAGUGAUUAAAAUUGACUAUUGUACAGAAGCGGCGGAGAGAGGUAAAUUUGCCCGGAUUGCUGUGGAAAUUGACCUUCAAAAGCCACUGGUUUCUCAAUUUUGCCUCGAUGGUAAAGUUCAGUUUGUUGAAUACGAAUGCAUGCCCAUAAUUUGUUUUGAAUGCGGUAAGUUUGGCCAUGUUAAGGGAGGUUGUCUGGAUGUUAUUAUUCAGAAUCAGGCGGAUCAUGCUAAAGGAGAUGAACAUGUUCAGGAUAAUAAUCCCAUGUCGGCGGUGCCUGAGAGUACCACUGCUAAACCUAAUUUUGGGCUGUGGAUGAUGGUUAACAGAAGAGGAAAGCCGACUAACAUGCAAGGUAAGAAUAAAAUUUACCAUGCUGGUAAUUCUGGUGCUCAGGAAAAUCAGAAUGGAUCCAGAUUUCAAAUCCUUGAUAACGAUAAUGAAGGGAUGUUAACAGAUUCUCCUCAUCUAAGGGAAGCAGUUUUGGAGUGUGAUAAGUCUACUAUUGACACCGCAAAAAGGGCAACUGAUCGCAUGAUCCAUGCUAACAAAGACAAAAUGGCCCCUAAGGGAAUCGAGCUUUAA